Molecule: messenger RNA, 805 nt
Organism: Exophiala oligosperma
Lineage: Eukaryota; Fungi; Ascomycota; Eurotiomycetes; Chaetothyriales; Herpotrichiellaceae
Exons: 2
Coding region: 1-519 (172 amino acids)
Source: RefSeq, a predicted model, not a curated record
AUGUUUCUCUUCUCUCUCUUUCUCCAUACCCCAAUUCUAACACUUCCGCUUGGUUUCUUGCAAAAGAAACCUCCAAUACUCUCAACAUUCUCCCCGUCCCCAACAUGGCUUGCAACUUCUUUGCCUCUCUUUUGGGGCACUGGCUCGACAGACCCGAGCCAGCUCCAACUGGCGAGGUCUAUCGAUGGCGGCCAACCUCUUAGAUGGAGCGUUGGCAAUGGGGUGCAGCCAAGCCAUGCCCCGAGCAGUGUGACUGCUCGUGGGUCGACCCCAGGCCACUCGAGCCAAAGCGACGGGGUCCGCAACGAAUCUUCCCUUGCUCCCGAGGGAGACUUGACCUCAGCAAGAGGAAGGUUCGGGUUGCAGAGGGUUUCGAGCGUCCUGUCAAGGAGGGCAGGCAUUCAGCAUACCAUCACCCGGUAUGCUAUAAGCCAAAGGGGUGGAAGCCCCGUGCCCUACGCCGAGCCUAACGCAGCUGCGGACUCUGCCUUCUCGCGGCGUAUCUCAGUGAAUCCCUAAAUCGUGGAUAAGCGUCCUGUCGUGAACUCCACGGGGGCUGAGAUGCGUUUGCACCGGCUGACUCGUCAGGUGCCCUGUGGAAUCACUCUGGAUUGUCAAGCCAAGUUCUUACAAUCGCGGGAGUGGCAGGUAGACCUGACCAGCCCAAACCAGGUCAAUCCUGAAAGCUUCCCCCAAGGGCAACUCAGGACGACCAAGAUGCUUUCGCAUCGGCUGACUCGUCAGGUGUCCUGUGGAAUCACUCUGGGUUGUCAAGCCAAGUUCUUACAAUCGCGGGAGUGGCAGG